GAAGUCCCACUCUCCCUAGACUGCCAUCUCUUACUGACUGCUUGAUAAAGCCUUUGCUUGGGCUAGUGGAACCAGAUCCUAGGAAAACUACACUAUGGUGAGACUUGUGUUUCCUAAUCCGGACUUGGAGAAUAGGAUAACAUCACUUGAUGAGCUCGAAACCAUUGAAAAAGAAGAAGCAGAUUCAAGACCCAAAUGGGACAACAAAACACAAUAUAUGCUAACCUGUAUUGGCUUUUGUGUGGGGUUAGGAAAUGUGUGGCGAUUUCCUUAUCUCUGCCAGAGCCAUGGAGGAGGAGCCUUCAUGAUUCCAUUCCUCAUUCUUCUGGUUCUUGAAGGAAUCCCAUUGCUUUAUCUGGAAUUUGCCAUUGGACAAAGGCUAAGAAAGGGCAGUGUUGGUGUCUGGACUGCUAUUCAUCCCACCCUUAAGGGAGUAGGCAUUGCUUCCAUGUUCGUUUCCUUUAUGGUAGGCUUGUAUUACAAUACCAUCGUUGCCUGGGUCAUGUGGUAUUUCUUCAACUCUUUCCAAGAUCCCUUGCCUUGGAGCACAUGCCCACUCAAUGAAAACAGAACAGGUUAUGUAGAGGAGUGUGCCCAGAGUUCUUCAGUGGAUUAUUAUUGGUAUCGAGAAACUUUAAAUAUUUCUACCUCCAUUGAUGAUUCAGGAGAUAUUCAGUGGUGGAUCUUGCUGAGUUUGACAUGUGCUUGGAGUGUCCUUUAUGUGUGUAUCAUCAGAGGCAUUGAAACAACUGGAAAGGCAGUGUAUAUCACAUCAACUCUUCCUUAUGUUGUCUUGACCAUUUUCCUUAUCCGUGGCUUGACAUUGAAAGGGGCCACCAGUGGAAUUGUCUUUCUUUUUACACCUAAUGUCACAGAACUGGCUAAUCCAGUCACCUGGUUGGAUGCUGGGGCCCAAGUAUUCUACUCAUUUUCUCUGGCCUUCGGAGGACUCAUUUCUUUCUCCAGUUACAAUUCUGUGCACAACAACUGUGAGAUGGAUUCAGUGAUUGUUUCUGUGAUCAAUGGCUUCACAUCUGUUUAUGCAGCAACUGUAGUAUAUUCCAUCAUUGGAUUCCGGGCCACAGAGAGAUAUGAUGACUGCGUCAAUCAAAAUAUCUUGACCUUAACCAAUGGAUUUGAUUUGCCUGAAAGAAAUAUCACGCAGGACAACUUUGAAGAAAUGAAAUUGUAUUUUAAUGCAACCUAUCCCGACGCUUUUGCACAAUUGUCUUUUAAGACAUGUGACAUGAAUUCUUUACUAUCAGAAGGAGUAGAGGGAACUGGUUUAGCUUUCAUUGUCUUCACUGAAGCCAUUACCAAAAUGCCACUUUCACCUCUGUGGUCCGUCCUCUUCUUCUUAAUGCUGUUCUGUCUAGGCCUAUCAUCUAUGUUUGGAAAUAUGGAAGGUGUAGUUGUUCCCCUGUUGGAUCUCAAUAUCAUUCCCAAAAAAUGGCCUAAGGAACUUCUAACAGGUCUGAUUUGUUUGGGGACGUACUUCCUUGCCUACAUUUUCACUCUGAAAUCGGGACAGUACUGGCUCUCCCUGCUAGAUAGCUAUGCUGGCUCCAUCCCCCUGCUCGUCAUUGCCUUUUGUGAAAUGUUUGCAGUCGUUUACGUUUAUGGAAUAGACAGAUUUAAUAAGGAUAUUGAGUUCAUGAUUGGUCAUAAACCAAAUAUCUUCUGGCAAAUCACUUGGAGAGUAGUCAGUCCUCUCAUCAUGUUAGUGAUAUUUCUAUUCUAUUUUGUAAUAAAAGUCAACGAGGAGCUACUAUACAGCGUCUGGGACCCUGCAUAUGAGGAAUUUCCUAAAUCAGAAAAAAAGGCCUAUCCCAGCUGGGUCUAUGCUGUCGUGGUGUUUGUGACUGGAGUCCCAUGCCUGGUCAUCCCCGGCUUUGCACUCUACAAGUUCAUCAGGAAUUGCUUUCAGAAGAAGAAUGACCAGCAAGGGCUUGUCAACACCUAUUCUGUUCCUUCUGUGAAUGGAGACCUAAAGUAUUAAUCUGAAGCAUGCUUCUAAGGGAAGUGGGGACAGGUUCUUUAUUGGAAAAAAGAAACAAAAAACAAAAAACAAUAGCCAGGCACUUUGGAAUGACUAGUUCCUCAGGAAGCCAACCUUGCUGGCAAACACUCCAAUCUGUGUGACAAAUGGGAAUUCUUGUGUGCCUUACAAACUGGAGGCUUCCUCGUGUGAGGAACUGCAAGGGAUUGCCACGGUUCAAUUUAAUUUGACAAGCAUUUAUUAAAUGCCUGCUCAUUCCCAGUCAUUGUGCUAGAUUCUAGGGAUACGAGGUCACAGUCAUGUGUAUUGUGUCAUCCUAGAGUGAACAUCAUUGAAAUGUCCAAUUAUCCUGAUGCUGAUGACAAGAGGGUCGUCAGUGGCUAGAUAUGGAAGGGUCCUUUUGUUUGAAUGAAGUCCAAGAGAGUGAAAGUGAGAGGAUUAUUGGGUCUGGGGCAUCAGUUAAGAAUCCAUCACUGAGGCUGCUGGAUUUGGUUUGUUUGUAGACUGCCAGAGGGAUGGGAAAAUGCAUUAUAAACACCUUUAUUGUCUAUUACUACCUUUUUCUGUUUGUGAGAGAUUCCUGUUGACAGCAAAACUUCCACAAGAUUUGAAGUGGAAAGCUUUUUCUGCAGAGAAACUUUGACCCUGCCUCAUGGACUCUCAGCAUUACCAAGCAUGACCUCCUGGGCUAUUUUAUCUAAUCCAUCCUGAACCAAGAAUGCCCUCAAUAGCAUUCUGGAUAAAUGGUGCUUUAGCUUCUGCUUCUGAGGAUAUUUGGGAAGGGAGAGUUGGACACUUCUUGAGGCAAUCAAUGCCAUGCUUGGAGAUUGUUAGAAAGUUUUCCCUCACAUCAAGCCAAAAUAUAUCUUUUUCCAUCUUCCCUCCCCCCCAUUGCUCUUAGUUCUGUUCUCUAGUAUAGAAAAGAAGAAAUCAAAUCCAUUUUCUACCUGUUUGAUUUUGCAGAAAAAAUCUUCUGCAGAGUGGCCCUCAGACUUCCAUUCCAGGAUCAUCACCUAGAAAUAAUCAGAGACUGGCAAUUCUAUCAAUGUUUGUGCAAGUUUUGCAGUUCUGGAUAUUGCCCCUCCCCCAGAAAAGUUCCUAAGUUUCUUUACAAUCCUUUGACUGACUGGAUAUUAACUACACUAAUCACUAUUUCUAGCUGUCACAAAUAGAUAAACAAUUAAGUAAUGUUUCCCUUCACAGGAGGCAAGGAGGAAUGUGCCCUUAGCUUUUAACUAAGGGAACAUUAACAUGCUUGUAAUGAGUAAUUCAAUGUGAAUUUGUAGCCAAGCUACCUUUGGAAUAAAGGUUAUAUCCCAACUCAGCCUCUAAUUCCUCAAUCCAUAUAGCACCAAAAACACCUGACAUGCUUUCUCAGUGAGUUAAUUUUCUCUUUAAAAUCAGCACCCUAUAUGUAUCCAAGUGUACCUACAUACCUACAAGUAUGUAGGUUGAAUGAUGGCUUUGACAAACUAUCUGUUUUAUAUUCUAGCUGGCCAGAUCAGUUAGUUUAUUCCCUCUGAAAUCUAAAUUCAAAUGAAGUGGGAUUUUCUGAAAAUACCCACAGUUCAUGGGCAUAAUAUUUUGGGAAGGGUAUAGGUAUCAACACUUGGAGUUAAUAGCUCUCUUCUCUUUACUGGGUCUUUCAUGUCUUUAUAUUCCAUGUCUACAGAGAAAUUAUAUUAGCUUCUACAUUUAUGCUCAUAAGAGCUGUGGGGUGGUGACCAUGGGAAAUCAAGUGGAAAAAGAUUUGUGAAAUAUCAUGUAGCAGCCAAAUUUCUCACUCCUUCAAAUUUCUCAUCUCCAUCAUUGAGCCAGAGAGCAAGAAUUUUAUAGUGUCCAUAAUAGUAUAUUCCAACAGCCAUGGGAACAUUUCAAAAAGCUAAUAUUCAUUCUUUGUCAUCAUUCCAAGGGCCAAAGUCUUUAAAGGAGAAAUUACAGUUUUUUUGGGUUUUGUUUUGUUUUUUAGUGGUAUGGUCUAUGAAUUAAAAAAAAAAAGAAAGGAUGUCUAUGACAGAAAUUCUGAACCAAGAUUAUUCACUCACCAUAGAAUUCUAGAAUGUUAAAUUUGGAAGGGACUUUAGAGAUGAACUGAUUCAGUUUUCUUAUCUUGCAGAUGAGUAGAGUGAGACACAGAGAGGCAAAAUAUUUUGACCAAGAUCACAGUUAGUAAAUGGCAGAGCCAGGUUUCAAAUCCACAUCUCCUGAUGUCUGCUCUGCAUUUUCCUUAUGCUACUUUACACUGUCUAGCUUCUAAUAUGCAUGUGGAUUCAAUGAUGCUUUCUAUAUGCUCUUCAAGUUUUUUUUAGUAAAAAAGGAAGAACUAGCACUAUUAUAACUGACCUACCUACACACUAUGCUUCUUGAUCUCAAUAACUGUAUAUGAAACUUCUGGAACAUUCUUGGCAUAUCCAUUCUUGCUAAUUAUUAUCGCAUCCUAGGGAGCUAAAUGCUGUCACUGCUAAAGAUUGCCAGUCAUACCAGAUGUAGCCUAGAUAAAAUAACUGCGACCAACCUGGCACAUUUCUAAAUUUGUAAAUGACAUGUUUGUUUUCUUGUAAAUGUGUAAAAACAUUUAACCAAAAAAAAAACCCUUGUCUUUUAUAUACAUGUAUGUAUCUAAUAAAUGACUAUUCUUUAA
Antechinus flavipes (yellow-footed antechinus) is the source of this 4640-nucleotide messenger RNA. RefSeq names its product solute carrier family 6 member 19 (gene SLC6A19). Lineage: Eukaryota; Metazoa; Chordata; Mammalia; Dasyuromorphia; Dasyuridae. The transcript is spliced from 12 exons. Bases 95 to 1999 code for a protein of 634 amino acids. Gene Ontology annotation, biological process: sodium ion transmembrane transport. The record is from RefSeq and is a predicted model, not a curated record. Gene Ontology annotation, cellular component: plasma membrane.